GCCGCCCAGGCCUGGCUUCUGUCCUGCGCACGCACAUUUCGUGCAAACUUGGAAGCGGAUCGCGUGCAGGGAAUGUCCCAUCGUGGCUCGAGUUUAUCAUCCCUGGUGCAGUGGGCAGCAUAGGGAACCAUAUUUCCUCAGGGAUUGACUUCUAAAGACUCCUGAUACGUGAGGAAGAACGCUGGAAGAAGAAGAGGAAAGCAAAGGAGUCAGGGAUGGCUCUUCCUCAGGGUGUGUUGACAUUCAGGGAUGUGGCCAUAGAAUUCUCUCCGGAGGAGUGGAGAUGCCUGGACCCUACUCAGAGGGCUUUGUACAGGGACGUGAUGUUGGAGAACUACAGGAACCUGGUCUCCCUGGACAUCUCUUCCAAAUGCAUGAUGAAAGAGUUUUCAUCCACAGGGCCAGGCAAUACAAAAGUGUUCCACACAGGGACAUUGGAAACACAUGAAAGUCAUCACAUUGAAAAUUUUUGCUUCCAGAAAAUUGAGAAAGAUAUUCAUGACAUUGAGUUUCAGUGGCAAGAAGAUGAAAGAAAUGGCCAUGAAGCACCCAUGGCAGAAACCAAAGAGCUUCCUAGUAGUACAGACCAAUAUGAUGAAAGGCAUGCUGAAAACAAGCCUAUUAAAGAUCAGCUUGGAUUAAGCUUUCAUUCACAUCUCCCUGAACUCCACAUAUUUCAGACUGAAGGGAACAUUGGUAAUCAAGUUGAAAAAUCUGUCAAUCAUGCUUCCCCUGUUUCAGCAUCCCAAAGAAUUUCUUGUAGGCCCAAAAUCCAUGUUUCUAAUAACUAUGGGAUUAAUUUCCUUUAUUCUUCAUUUCUCACACAAAAACAGAAAGUACACGUGAGAGAACAACCUUUCCAAUGUCAUGAGAGUGGCAAAACCUUUAAUUGCAGAUCACUCUUAAGGAAACAUCAGGUAAUCCAUUUAGCAGAAAAACGAUAUCAAUGUGAUGUAUGUGGCAGGGUCUUUAAUCAGAAUCGAUACCUUGAACGCCAUCGUAGAUGUCACACUGGUGAGAAACCUUACAAGUGUAGUGAGUGUGGCAUGAACUUCAGUCAUACGUCAUCCCUUAUACGCCAUCGUAGACUUCAUUCUGGAGAGAAACCUUACAAAGGUGAAAAGUGUGGCAAGAUCUUCUUUCAGACAUCUUCCCUUAAAUGCCAUCGUAGAGUUCAUACUGGAGAGAAACCUUACAAGUGUAAUGAGUGUGGCAAGACCUUCGGUCGAAAUUCAGCCCUUGUAAAUCAUAAG
Molecule: messenger RNA, 1253 nt
Organism: Cebus imitator (Panamanian white-faced capuchin)
Lineage: Eukaryota; Metazoa; Chordata; Mammalia; Primates; Cebidae
Product: zinc finger protein 813-like
Exons: 5
Biological process (GO): negative regulation of transcription by RNA polymerase II
Molecular function (GO): DNA-binding transcription repressor activity, RNA polymerase II-specific
Source: RefSeq, a predicted model, not a curated record